Messenger RNA from Trichobilharzia szidati, 3107 nucleotides. NCBI's taxonomy places the organism in Eukaryota, Metazoa, Platyhelminthes, Trematoda, Strigeidida, Schistosomatidae. The record is from the annotation of a GenBank genome assembly.
GCUCUAUAGCAGCAUAAAAGCCUGUAUAGACUUUCCCCUCAGGAAAAUCGAUUCUUUGGAGUAAGCGGAACUGUUGAAAUUGAUAUUGUUGAAGGAAUUAGCCCGCGCACUUUGGAUUUUUGCGUUUUUCGGGUUCUGCGUGUGGUGUGCAGUGGUUAUGCAAUGACUGCAAAUGGUGGUGUCCAAGAGGACGGAUCUUUAAACUCGGACCUAGAGGAUGCAAAAACAUGCAGUCAGGUAAGCUGUCGUCGCAUUGCAAAACAUUGCUCGAACCUCCUUGAUGCGGUGCUUAUAUUUAAAAGCUGGUUUAUUCAAAGACAGAGUGACCUAGUAUCCAAUACUCCUGAGGUAGACAGACUAAAUGGCAACAAUUCUUUUCAACCCUACACUAAUGGUCAACGACCUGUUCUACGGGAUCAAAUGAAUCAACACUCAGCUAGUGUGGAACGAGACUGGGCAAUAAGACGCGCCAGAAGAGCUGAAAGUCAGUUGGCUAACCUUCGGAAUUCUCUCUUUGGAGUUCGUGCCCAGCUUGAAGCCGGACUUCGUCACAAACUGGAAAUGGAGCAAAUGCGGAGAGAAGUGAUGGUGUACAAAGAUACUUUAUCGCAUUAUCGAAGUAUGAUUGAUGAAGGCAAUCACUUUCGGGAUGAUUUGAAAAAUGAACUUGCUCGUGUUCGUAAAGAAGCCUCUGUUUUACGCGCACGCUUAGCAUCGUCAAAUGUUCAACGUCCUUCUACUAGUAGUCCUAUUAUCAAUACUCCACAGACUUCUCAGUACACUGCUUAUGAUAAUGCAGACACAGUGGCUACAACAAUGAUAGCUGUGGCUAACUUCCCUGAAAAUAACCAAAUAUCUCAAGAUACAGUAAUUCAAUUACGCAGAGAAAUAGAACGUCGCACUAGGUUGUCAGAAUCUCUUAAAGAUGAAGUUAACGAUUUAAGGCAAACAUUAAGUGUGAUGCUCGAAAAGGAACUCAUCCAGUCUCAUCUCAUCGAUUCAGUGCAAACAGAAUUCCAGACUCUGUGUGAGCCUGUUUGGCGUAUAUUACAAAAAGAUUAUGAUGUGAACCAAUUGAAGUCACUGAACUCGGUGUUAAACAUUCAGUGUAUGACACGGGUCUCUAAACUUCUUAAUAUACCCGUUCCUGAUCAUGUAAUAAUGGAGUUGUCUCAAUUCACAGAAUGUGAAUCUACACCUGACAAAUGUGCAAAGUCUAAACGAAGCCGGAGAUCUGUGAAUAGUUCGACUUCCAAAAGAUCUAAAAAGAGCGUAAAUGAAACAGAUAAUAAAGCCGGUCCUAGUUGUGCAAUAUCUAAAUCACCAACUAUGAAAACUAAUGGUCGGAAGUCUUGUGCAGUUAACAAAAGCCCCUCUGCAAAUUCUGUUAUUUGUGUGAAGGAGCUUAUAACUAAUCGAUGUCAAGUGGAUUUAGACGAUAGUCUGAAUGACUGUGGUAUGGUAGAUGUCAAAUCACUGGCAAAUGAGUCGUGUGGUGAUUCGAAUAAAGUAGAAGUAAUGUCUAUAUCCUCAAUGAGUGAGAGUGAAGCGUCCAAAUCAAAUUGUCGUGAUCUGAUAAUACCUGAUAUAUCUUCGGAUGACAACGAUGAUGGUGAUGAUGAUGAUGAUGACGCUAAUGAUCAUAAUGAACCUUUAACAAUAUGUGACGAGAAUAUGCCAGCAGAUUCCAAUAAAAUGAUUGAGUCUCCAUCACAUGAAAUGAAUUGCACAAGUUUGGCUCCCGACACCUGUAGCUCUCCUAAGAAUCGAUCAAGAAACUCUCCUAAUGGUUACAAUAAAAAAUCUGAUUUUUCAUCAAUGCCAAAUACUCGAUCGGAUAUCAAUACCACUCCAAAUUUACAAUCGAAAUCAGUGGAAAACAGUCCCGAGUGCUCACAACGGUGUCUACGCAUUUCGGAAACAUCACCAGUGAUGAAUAAUACUUCUGAGGGAAGUAAAGGUUCAACUGAAGUUGUCGAUGUUCCUGAUAUAUCCGAUAAGAUUACAAAAACACCAGAUUUGUCCUCAUCAAAAGAGUCUGAGGUAGCCCAAAAAAUUAUCACUCGAAACAAACUUAUGAUCGAUCCUCCGAUACUAGAUUCUCCACUUAGUCCAUCACCGCCACCUGCUAAUAAUCGAAAUGAUGAUAAUGUUGUCGUCAAUUCAUGUGGGGAAUCAUUGUGUUCUGAUUCUAAGCAGUCAAUUUCAAAUGAAAUGAAAAAUUCACAGAAGCCAAUCAAGCGCCGUGUACAGCAGAUAAAGAAGUUAGAAAAUGGACGAUCUAAAGUGAAUUUGUCACUAGAUAAUGUUCCAUCACGUGUACUAACGUGUCCAUCAUUGUAUACACGGGGUUCCCAAUCAAAUAAAUCUGACGUUGAAUUUUUCUCCUUAUUACUCGAUAAGUAUCCAUCUAGUGUUCUACAAUGGUGUGAUCAGCUUUCUUCUUCAACGUUUCUUCAUGAAAUUCCGAACAUUUUAACUACUUCUAGUCAUUCAACUCCAACUAAAUCGAACGACUCUUCUGUUCCCCCAAAUUCUUCAGUUGACAAUGAAUUGGUGCCAGAAAAUCACACAAAACCAAAGAAAAAGAAACGGCCGUCAAAGUCGACGAACGCAAAAGCAGUUUGAAAUGUUUCAAAAUUAAAAGUAAAAUUGGCAACUGACUGAGUCAAUAUUAAAAUUGGAUAUUUCCAUCGUUAUCUCAAUCAACUUUUUCUUGUUUGUCCAACAAUUAUUGUCUAUUAACAGAUUUAACUGGACAGACACUUUCACUGAUGCAAACUAUGUAUAAUACCGCCAAUAAUCCAAAAGAAGAAUGUGAUAUUUCCCGCUGAAGUGAUGGAGCACUGCACACAAAUUUGCCGAAAAUAUUUUGCAUAAAUUAGUGUUGUAAUACAUUAUCAUACUAUACAUGUUUGCUGUUGCCGUUGCUGUUGAUUUUUUUUCUUUUUCGAAGCAUUUCUCCUUGUAGAAAAUCGUAUUCCUGUAAAUAUUUUUGUAUAUUUUUUUGUUUUCUUUUAAAAUGUAUAUAUUUUAUUACAUAAUCCUGCAUAUACGCAUUGUUAUAAUAAAGUUGCAUUUCUAUUCCUAUAGUAUUUUGCCUUCUU